UGGAGUACAGUGGUGUGAUCUCAGCUCACUGCAACCUCUGCCUUCCAGGCUCAAGUGAUUCUCCCGCCUCGGUCUUCUGAGUAGCUGAGAUUACAGGCGUGCACCACCACACCCGGCUAAUUUUUAUAUUUUUAGUAGAGACUGGGUUUCACCAUGUUGGCCAGGCUGGUCUUGACCUCCUGACCUCAAGUGAUUCACCCGCCUCGGCCUCCCAAGGUGUUGGGAUUACAGGCCUGAGCCACCGGGCACCCGGCGCAUUUUAUCUAUUUAAAAAACGAAUAACAAAAAUCAGGAUAACAGUUAUACCACUGAUAUUUAACAUGGCUCUGGAUGUUCUUGUCAAUGCCUCCAGAUGAGAGAAGUAUAUAAAUAUCAAAAAUCGGUGCACACCACUGUGCCCAGCAAGGAAACAUCUUUUAAAAAUGGGAGACACCAGGCCAUAUUAGAGGCUCAAUCCAAUAGUGAGGGCGAGGCUGAUGAUACAAGAGAAGAAUUGAAGAAGCGAUGCCCUUGAGAAUGCUUGAAGCCCUGGGAUGCCAAGUGCAAGUGGAGCGAUUGCCCUUUAACCAGAAGAACACUUUGUCUGCUAUUGAAAAAAGGUGGAAAGAGGUUAUGAAGAAUGGUGCAGAUAUUAGAAGUUUUGUAGAAUUUUUUUUUUUGGAGACGGAGUCUCGCUCUACCCAGGCUGCAGUGCCGUUGCAGGAUCUGCAAUCUCCACCUCCCGUGUUCAAUCUAUUCUACCUCAGCCUCCCGAGUAGCUGGGAUUACAGACGCGUGCCACCACGCCCGGCUAAUUUUUGUAUUUUUAGUAGAGAUGGCGUUUCACCAUGUUGGCCAGGCUGGUCUCAACUGCUGACCUCGUGAUCCUCCCGCCUCAGCCUUCCGAAGUGCUGGGAUUACAGGCGUGAGCCUCCAUGCCUGGCCAGAAGUUUUGUAGAUUUAGCCGUGGCAUGAUCAAGGAGUUCCUAUCCGACAGUUUCUAUUUUCUCAAUGAGUUUUCUGAAAAAAAGGGGAGAGGCUGUUUCCCAGGGAGUGCACAAUUCUGAAGGCUAACCAGGGGCGCCUGGUUUUGGGCAACUACAAAUGGUUGUGUUCAAACUAAGCGUGUAAAGGUUGUGUUCAAACUAAGCUGGGCGCCUGUAGUCCCAGCUACUUGGGAGGCUGAAGCAGGAGAAUGGUGUGAACCCGGGAGGUUUCGGACUCGGGUUGGAGUGUCAAGAGAGAAGGCAGGAGCGUUUAGUCUGCUUCAGAUAUGAAGACUCCCUGUAUUCCCAGUCCUAAGCAAGGGAGCAAAGGCAGGGGACAGAGCCCUGCUGCUCAGUUUGCGAUCCCCGCGUCCAGGAUGGAGCAGCUGAACGAACUGGAGCUGCUGAUGGAGAAGAGUUUUUGGGAGGAGGCGGAGCUGCCGGCGGAGCUAUUUCAGAAGAAAGUGGUAGCUUCCUUUCCAGGAACAGUUCUGAGCACAGGAAUGGAUAACCGGUACCUGGUGUUGGCAGUCAAUACUGUACAGAACAAAGAGGGAAACUGUGAAAAGCGCCUGGUCAUCACUGCUUCACAGUCACUAGAAAAUAAAGAACUAUGCAUCCUUAGGAAUGACUGGUGUUCUGUUCCAGUAGAGCCAGGAGAUAUCAUUCAUUUGGAGGGAGACUGCACAUCUGACACUUGGAUAAUAGAUAAAGAUUUUGGAUAUUUGAUUCUGUAUCCAGACAUGCUGAUUUCUGGCACCAGCAUAGCCAGUAGUAUUCGAUGUAUGAGAAGAGCUGUCCUGAGUGAAACUUUUAGGAGCUCUGAUCCAGCCACACGCCAAAUGCUAAUUGGUACGGUUCUCCAUGAGGUGUUUCAAAAAGCAAUAAAUAAUAGCUUUGCCCCAGAAAAGCUACAAGAACUUGCUUUUCAAACAAUUCAAGAAAUAAGACAUUUGAAGGAAAUGUACCGCUUAAAUCUAAGUCAAGAUGAAAUAAAACAAGAAGUAGAGGACUAUCUUCCUUCGUUUUGUAAAUGGGCAGGAGAUUUCAUGCAUAAAAACACUUCGACUGACUUCCCUCAGAUGCAGCUCUCUCUGCCAAGCGAUAAUAGUAAGGAUAAUUCAACAUGUAACAUUGAAGUCGUGAAACCAAUGGAUAUUGAAGAAAGCAUUUGGUCCCCUAGGUUUGGAUUGAAAGGCAAAAUAGAUGUUACAGUUGGUGUGAAAAUACAUCGAGGGUAUAAAACAAAAUACAAGAUAAUGCCGCUGGAACUUAAAACUGGCAAAGAAUCAAAUUCUAUUGAACACCGUAGUCAGGUUGUUCUGUACACUCUACUAAGCCAAGAGAGAAGAGCUGAUCCAGAGGCUGGCUUGCUUCUCUACCUCAAGACUGGUCAGAUGUACCCUGUGCCUGCCAACCAUCUAGAUAAAAGAGAAUUAUUAAAGCUAAGAAACCAGAUGGCAUUCUCAUUGUUUCACCGUAUUAGCAAAUCUGCUACUAGACAGAAGACACAGCUUGCUUCUUUGCCACAAAUAAUUGAGGAAGAGAAAACUUGUAAAUAUUGUUCACAAAUUGGCAAUUGUGCUCUUUAUAGCAGAGCAGUUGAACAACAGAUGGAUGGUAGUUCAGUCCCAAUUGUGAUGCUGCCCAAAAUAGAAGAAGAAACCCAGCAUCUGAAGCAAACACACUUAGAAUAUUUCAGCCUUUGGUGUCUAAUGUUAACUCUGGAGUCACAAUCGAAGGAUAAUAAAAAGAAUCACCAAAAUAUCUGGCUAAUGCCUGCUUCGGAAAUGGAGAAGAGUGGCAGUUGCAUUGGAAACCUGAUUAGAAUGGAACAUGUAAAGAUAGUUUGUGAUGGGCAAUAUUUACAUAAUUUCCAAUGUAAACAUGGUGCCAUACCUGUCACAAAUCUAAUGGCAGGUGACAGAGUUAUUGUAAGUGGAGAAGAAAGGUCACUGUUUGCUUUGUCUAGAGGCUAUGUGAAGGAGAUUAACAUGACAACAGUAACUUGUUUAUUAGACAGAAACUUGUCGGUCCUUCCAGAAUCAACUUUGUUCAGAUUAGACCAAGAAGAAAAAAAUUGUGAUAUAGAUACCCCAUUAGGAAAUCUUUCCAAAUUGAUGGAAAACACGUUUGUCAGCAAAAAACUUCGAGAUUUAAUUAUUGACUUUCGUGAACCUCAGUUUAUAUCCUACCUUAGUUCUGUUCUUCCACAUGAUGCAAAGGAUACAGUUGCCUGCAUUCUAAAGGGUUUGAAUAAGCCUCAGAGGCAAGCGAUGAAAAAGGUACUUCUUUCAAAAGACUACACACUCAUCGUGGGUAUGCCUGGGACAGGAAAAACAACUACGAUAUGUACUCUCGUAAGAAUUCUCUACGCCUGUGGUUUUAGCGUUUUGUUGACCAGCUAUACACACUCUGCUGUUGACAAUAUUCUUUUGAAGUUAGCCAAGUUUAAAAUAGGAUUUUUGCGUUUGGGUCAGAUUCAGAAGGUUCAUCCAGCUAUCCAGCAAUUUACAGAGCAAGAAAUUUGCAGAUCAAAGUCCAUUAAAUCCUUAGCUCUUCUAGAAGAACUCUACAAUAGUCAACUUAUAGUUGCAACAACAUGUAUGGGAAUAAACCAUCCAAUAUUUUCCCGUAAAAUUUUUGAUUUUUGUAUUGUGGAUGAAGCCUCUCAAAUUAGCCAACCAAUUUGUCUGGGCCCCCUUUUUUUUUCACGGAGAUUUGUGUUAGUGGGGGACCAUCAGCAGCUUCCUCCCCUGGUGCUAAACCGUGAAGCAAGAGCUCUUGGCAUGAGUGAAAGCUUAUUCAAGAGGCUGGAGCAGAAUAAGAGUGCUGUUGUACAGUUAACCGUGCAGUACAGAAUGAACAGUAAAAUUAUGUCCUUAAGUAAUAAGCUGACCUAUGAGGGCAAGCUGGAGUGUGGAUCAGACAAAGUGGCCAAUGCAGUGAUAAACCUACCUCACUUUAAAGAUGUGAAGCUGGAACUGGAAUUUUAUGCUGACUAUUCUGAUAAUCCUUGGUUGAUGGGAGUAUUUGAACCCAACAAUCCUGUUUGUUUCCUUAAUACAGACAAGGUUCCAGCGCCAGAACAAGUUGAAAAAGGUGGUGUGAGCAAUGUAACAGAAGCCAAACUCAUAGUUUUCCUAACCUCCAUUUUUGUUAAGGCUGGAUGCAGUCCCUCUGAUAUUGGUAUUAUUGCACCGUACAGGCAGCAAUUAAAGAUCAUCAAUGAUUUAUUGGCACGUUCUAUUGGGAUGGUCGAAGUUAAUACAGUAGACAAAUACCAAGGAAGGGACAAAAGUAUUGUCCUAGUAUCUUUUGUUAGAAGUAAUAAGGAUGGAACUGUUGGUGAACUCUUGAAAGAUUGGCGACGUCUUAAUGUUGCUAUAACCAGAGCCAAACAUAAACUGAUUCUUCUGGGGUGUGUGCCCUCACUAAAUUGCUAUCCUCCUUUGGAGAAGCUGCUUAAUCAUUUAAACUCAGAAAAAUUAAUAUCCUUUUUCUUCUGUAUAUGGUCACAUUUGAUUGCACUGUUGUGAGUAUUUAUUUACUUGUUUAAAUUAAAGCUCUCACUAUGUUGCUUAAGCUGGUCUUGAACUCCUGGGCUCAAGCGAUCCUCCCGCCUAGGCCUCCCAAAGUGCCGUGAUUACAGAUGUGAGCCACGGCCCCCAGCCUAUAACCCUUUUUUAAUCCAGAACAAAUGAUUAGAUUAAAAUGGAGUAUUAUUUAUUUUAUAUACAGGGCCUUGCUUUGUCACCCAGGCUGCAGUGCAGUGAUAUGAUCAGAGCUCACUGCACCCUCAAUCUCCCAGGCUAAAGUGAUCUUCCUACCUCAGCCUCCCCAGUAGCUGGGCCCACAGGUGCAUGCCACCAUGCCCAGCUAAUUUUUGUAUUUUUUUGUAAAGACAGGGUUUCACCAUGUUGCCCAGGCUGGUUUUGAACACCUGGGCUCAAGUGAUUCACUCGCCUCCUCCCAAAGUGCUGGGACUACAGGUGUCAGCCACCACACUCAGCCUUUUUUUUCCCCAAGAAGUGGUGCCUAACUUCACUCAGGCUGGAGUGUAGUGGCAGGAUCACUCCUCACUACAGCCUUGACCUGGACUCAAAUAGUCCUCCCACCUUACCUUUCUGAGUAUCUGGGACCACAGGUACGUACCACCACGCUUGGCUAAUUUUUUAAAAUUUUUAAUAGGAGGUGAGCCACUGCACCUGGCCUUAAGAUAAAUCGUUUUUUAAAAAUGUGUAUGGGCUGGGCCUGGUGGCUCACACCUGUAAUCCUAGCACUUUGGGAGGCUGAAGCAGGUGGAUUGCGAGGUUGAGAUUGAGACAAUCCUGGCUAACAUGGUGAAACCCCGUCUCUACUAAAAAUACAAAAAUUAGCUGGGCAUGGUGACGUGUGCCUGUAGUUCCAGCUACUCAUGAUGCUGAGGCAGGAGAAUCGCUUGCACCCGGGAGGCGGAGGUUGCAGUGAGCCGAGAUCUAGCCUGGUGGCAGAGUGAGACUCCGUCUCAAAAAACAAAACAAAACAAAACAAAAAAAACAGUGUAUGAAGUUCUUAGGCUUCAUAAGAACUUCAUACUUCUUAUGAAGGUAUGAAGUAGGCUAAGAUGAAUAACUCUGAGGCUGGGUGCGGUGGCUCAUGCUUGUAAUCCCAGCACUUUGGGAGGCUGAGACAGGCGGAUUACCUGAGGUUGGGAGUUCGAGACCAGCCUGACCAACAUGGAGAAACCCUGUCUCUACUAAAAAUACAAAAUUAGCCGGGCAUGGUGGCACAUGCCUGUAAUCCCAGCUACUCGGGAGGCUGAGGCAGGAGAAUCUCUUGAACCCGGGAGGCAGAGGUUGCGGUGAGCUGAGAUCGCACCAUUGCACUCCAGCCUGGGUAACAAGAGUGAAACUCCAUCUCAAAAAAAAAAAAAAAAAAAGAUAAAUAACUCCUAUUGCUUAAAGGCAUAAUUAUUCAUUGAAUGCCAUAAAGAUCCUUAUUUUUUUUUGUGGUCCUGUAAGUCAAAUUACAAAAUGUUAAAUAAUAAUGUCAUAAAUUUAUGCCAUUCCAUAUUGUGCUAAAUAUUUCUUCCUUAAUUUAUUUUACAUCAUUGAUCUUCCAUCAAGAGAACAUGAAAGUCUUUGCCACAUAUUGGGUGACUUUCAAAGAGAAUAAAACACUAUUUCCCUUGCCUUUUCAUACUAGGGCAGUAUCUCCUCUAGCUAGUGCCCAUACAGAAAAUUCUAUCACCAUACAAAAUUUAAUGCAGUAUUUGUGUUUUUAAGCACAGGUGUACCGAAAACUGUGAAAAGUCUGAAUUUAUGGAUUCUAUACAUGCAUUUUUGCCUAACCUAGAGAAAGAGUUUGAUAAAUUUUUACCAGCUUUGAAGAUGGAUUAACUUUUGACUUUGAGCUUUAAACUUUUAAGUCAGACAUUUCAGGGCUAAUUUGAUUUUGUAGAUACCAUUGUAAGAACUUUAUUUGAAAGACUGAAUAAAGGGAUUUGAUUUGUUUUCAUCAUUUAAGCACAGUCUUGUGAUGACGAGAACAUAAGUGUGAUUCUUUUCUGUAUUUUGAGGUCCCUAAUCCAAAGCCCAUUUUGCUAGGAUUUUUUCUGCUAUCAGAUGUGUUUUCACUCUAAACCUAGUCUUUUAUGACAUGAAUUGAUUACUUCCUGUUAAUUUUCUAUCCUCCCUUACUAUCCCCCUUUUUUGUUUUCAGUAUUCAGUAUUUCAGUAUUCUAGAGUAGAUUUUGAUAUAAAAGAAAAUAAUUCUUACAUCAUCUUUUGCAACAAAUUUUGUUUUCUGAAUUGAUAAUAAAUUUAAAAAGUUGAUUCCUAUUUUCACAUAUGUUCAUAUGCCCCUAUGUUUGGGGGUAUCACGCAGUUUUCCUUUUUUGUGUAAAGAUGUUUUGUAAAACAAAAUUGUCUCAAAGUGAUUAUAUUAUAUAUAUAAAAAGUAACAGAUUUUAACAAAGGUUAAAAGAUUCUUGGGGUAACAGAUUCUUCUGGGGCUUGGAAAUCUUCCAUUUCUCUUGAGGGUUUUUUUAAUGAGUGUUAAAUAUGUUAAAAUUUUUAUUUCUACCUCAUGUGUUUUUUUAAAUUAUUACUUGAAGUUUUUUAUUUAAUAAAUUUUUUCUACUAAUGGA
Pan troglodytes (chimpanzee) is the source of this 7095-nucleotide messenger RNA. It is a transcript of the gene DNA2, whose product is annotated as DNA replication helicase/nuclease 2. Gene Ontology annotation, cellular component: mitochondrial inner membrane. Gene Ontology annotation, biological process: transmembrane transport. The transcript is spliced from 21 exons. Gene Ontology annotation, molecular function: single-stranded DNA helicase activity. The record is from RefSeq and is a predicted model, not a curated record. NCBI's taxonomy places the organism in Eukaryota, Metazoa, Chordata, Mammalia, Primates, Hominidae. Bases 1253 to 4504 code for a protein of 1083 amino acids.